Molecule: messenger RNA, 2284 nt
Organism: Hyla sarda
Lineage: Eukaryota; Metazoa; Chordata; Amphibia; Anura; Hylidae
Gene: TRAFD1
Product: TRAF-type zinc finger domain containing 1
Exons: 12
Coding region: 214-1764 (516 amino acids)
Source: RefSeq, a predicted model, not a curated record
AGUUUCGCAACAGCUGGAGAUACCCUGUUUGGGAAACACUGGGAUACAGAAACAAAACUAAACUUCACGACUCCUCCCACCCAUGUGACCGCCCACCUGACCGUGACGUCAUCCCUGGUGUCUCCAGUUUAUUGGAGCCCUGGAGUGUUGAGGAGCGGAGCAGCCGUUGGUGACAGCCGGGUGUUGUGCUCUUCUAUUAUCGGAAUCGCUGACAUGGCUUCCAGUGCCGAGCAGGAGACACUGCUGUGUGGAAACUGUAAACGUGACAUUCCCGUGGAUAACUUUACCAUCCAUGAGAUCCACUGCAAGAGAAAUAUCUCCAUGUGCAAGCUGUGCAAAGAGCCCAUUCCCAAAAGUGACAUGGAGGAUCACUAUGCCAGUGAACAUGUCCCGGUGACUUGCAAAUGUAACAUGACCAUGGAGAAGUGUGCACAGGAGGAACACGAGAUAUCUUCCUGUCCCUUGCGUAUGGCCAAAUGCCAGUUUUGUGAUCUGGAAGUGACCUUUAAUAAACUAGGAAACCAUGAAGAUUAUUGUGGAGCGAGGACAGAACCAUGUGAAAAGUGUGGUUCCAGUGUAAUGAUAAAGGACCUCAAUGGCCACCCAACAGUGUGUGGCAAAGUAAAGCAGCAAAAGAAACAAACGAGUGUCCAUAGUUGGGCAGACAACAGAAACUAUGAGGUGCCGUCCCUAUCUUCUCUGAACAGUAGAAGUACUAUUGCAGACAAUUUUUAUUCUCGGAGGAGUGUCCCAGAAAGAUUUUAUGGAAAAUCCAUUUUAAACCAAUCGUCAAAGAAAUUUGAUGACUUAAACCAAAACACCCGGAGAGAACAAAACGGAGGGAGAGGACAGCCUAAUGUGGAUCUCAACAUAGAUAGUCCACUGGAUUUACUUCAUCAGUUUUUGGAAGAAACACCUAAAGCAUUCAGUGAUUUCCGCUCUCAGAACCGUCAGAACACACAAUCUGGUCCAGAGCCUGCUGAUCCCUUUACUGAAAAUAACCAAGACUUCUGGCAUGACUUAUACUAUAAAGAUAAUAAAAUGAAGGCCAAUGCCCAGGGCCGACGUAACCUUGACUAUCUCCCCAAUGAUGACUCUAUGCACUUAAAUUCCCCCAGCACUCCUACUGAUGACGCCAUCCAACUACCCUGUGAGUUCUGUGAAAAGCUCUUUCCUGAGGAGGAUCUUAUCUUACACCAGUCUGGUUGCAGGCCCAGUGUUUCUUCCUCAGAUAGACGAUGUUCUCCCAGUCCUCCGCUGGACUUUGAUGAAAUUCUCAGAUCAUCCUCCCCUCCUUCUCACAAUCCUCAGAGUGUGCUCAUUCCAUGUGAAUUCUGUGGUGUUUUAAUGGAAGGGGAUAUCCUGUUUCACCAUCAGGAUCAGUGUGACAUGGGUCCAAACUCUGAGAAAACAUCUCAGUUUUCUACUCCAACUUUUGCUGAUGAUGUCUCCCCAGCUGAAGAAGAUCACAGGAGUAAUACUGGGCCAACAGCUUCCCAGUUACAUGGUCCCAGAACAGCACUGGGGGGCCAUACUGCAGUCUUUUCCAGGAACCAAACAAGGGCUAUUGCAGAGAACACAAGGAGGGAUCAUAACAGAAUUGACAAUCUGUAUAGGUCAACUAACACCCAUCGCUCCAAUCUUGAAGAGAUGAGAAAAAGGAACAUAGAAGAGAAUGCCAGUAUGGUCAGACACCAAUACCAGGAUGUAUUUGGUCCUACAGGAGGAGCAUCUAACAGGACUACUGGCACCAGAAACAAGUAAUUUCUGUGUAUUUUGUCGUUUAGCCAAAGAAGAUGAUAAACACAAGAUCAGAAGAAGUUGACAAAGAGGAGUAACAUUCCCAUAUGUUCUUUAGAGAAUAAUUCUCUUCUAUUAUAUCUUAUAUUCCACUUGUGUAAUAAAGAUUCUAUGAAAACAAAGCGCUUUAUAAAGUGUGGGCACAAUCUAUCACUGUAUUCCUAAUGUAUGUGAUAGCAGAGGAGGGCUGUAUGUUUUAUCUAUGAUGUUUCUAUGUAUAUAUCUUUUGUAUGUGUCUUAAAUGUAACAACCUCAGAAAGCAUCCUUAUUUGUAAGAAUGGGGUUUGUGUCAAUUAAGUAUCAUUUAUGUACCAGGACAGUCAGAUUAAUCUUGGCAACAUACUUACUGUUUAGUCCUAGAGCUGAAUUCUCCGAGACUGCUCCGAUGUGGAUGGCACCUUCCAUAUUGUUGUAGUCUGAGAAAUCUCAGUGUUGUAAUAGCAGUUUUAACAUAAGCUGCUCAAGCUAUAAAACAUAUAUAAUA